Messenger RNA from Girardinichthys multiradiatus, 2107 nucleotides. RefSeq names its product very long-chain acyl-CoA synthetase-like. The record is from RefSeq and is a predicted model, not a curated record. The coding region runs from base 34 to 1881 and encodes 615 amino acids. NCBI's taxonomy places the organism in Eukaryota, Metazoa, Chordata, Actinopteri, Cyprinodontiformes, Goodeidae. Gene Ontology annotation, molecular function: long-chain fatty acid transmembrane transporter activity; long-chain fatty acid-CoA ligase activity. The transcript is spliced from 10 exons.
UCUCAUAAACCUGAGACUACAAACCGGUUCACAAUGAUUGCAUUCAUCCUAUUGACCGCUUUGGCAAUUUUACUUGUAUUUAUUUAUCUGCGAAAUCCAUAUUUUAUGGGAGAUCUAAAUUACGCAUUCGGUCUAAUUCGCAUCGGCAUGCAAUUAAGCAAAAUCAGAAAGAGUUUUUCCAGCAUCUUAGAUUCUUUUCUGGAUAAAGUGCAAAAGCAUCCACAAAAGACAUUUCUGAUCUUUGAGGAAAACUCCUACACGUACAGUCAGGCCGACAAGGAGAGUAACAAAGUAGCCAGAGCUCUGUGGACGCAUGCCCAGCUGAAGGAGGGGGACACGGCCGCGCUGCUACUGGGCAACGAGCCGCAGCUUGUGUGGGUCUGGCUGGCUCUGGCCAAACUGGGCUGCGUGGCGUCGGUCCUCAACAUCAACAUCAGGUCCAAGUCUCUGCUGCACUGCUUCUCCUGCUGCGAAGCCAAGGUUCUCAUCGUCGGUGCUGACCUGCAAGAAGCUGUAGAAGAGGUUUUGCCCGCAUUGAGGGAGCAGAGCAUCCGUGUGUUUCUCCUCAGCGAUCACAGUGAUGUGGAAGGCAUCGAAAGCCUCUCUGAUAAGUUUGAGAAGGCCUCAGACCAGCCUCUGUCACCGCAACUGAGGGCCAACAUCAACCUCAAAAGUCCUGCAGUGUACAUCUACACAUCAGGGACCACAGGACUUCCCAAGGCAGCUGUAGUUAACCAUGAGAGUGUGUGGUUAGCAUCUUUUCUCCAGGCUAUUGCUGGUGUGCGCUCCAGCGAUGUCCUCUAUUUAUAUCUGCCUCUCUACCACACAGCUGGUCUUCUGAUGGGACUCUGUGGAGCCAUAAACAUAGGCAUCACUGUGGUUUUAAAACGGAAAUUCUCAGCUUCCAGCUUCUGGAAUGACUGCAGAAAGCACAAUGUGACUGUCAUUCAGUACAUAGGAGAGAUCAUGCGUUACCUUUGCAACACACCGAAGAGAGCCAAUGACAAGGAUCAUAAAGUCAGACUGGCUAUGGGGAACGGGAUACGGGCAGAAACCUGGGCUAAUUUCCUGAAGCGAUUUGGGAACAUUCGUAUCUGUGAAUGCUACGGAGCAACUGAAUCAAAUGUUGGCUUCAUCAACUAUGUUGGAAAAGUUGGAGCCGUCGGCAGAGAGCAUUUUCUUCAUAAAAUGUCAAGUCCAUAUGCCAUUAUCAGGUAUGACACAGAAAAAGAGGAGCCAGUCAGAAACUCCAAAGGAUUUUGUAUUGAAGUCCCUAAAGGAGAAACGGGUCUGCUGGUGGGAAAGAUUGGAAAGAGAAUCCCCGUCAGUAGCUAUGUAAACAACAAAGAACAGACAGAGAAGAAGAAGCUGAGAGACGUCUUUGCUCGGGGAGACCUCUACUUUAACAGUGGCGACCUUUUAAGGAUAGACAGUGAGGGAUUUGUCUACUUUCAGGACCGCAUUGGAGACACUUUCAGGUGGAAAGGAGAAAACAUUGCAACCACAGAGGUGGCUGAUCAUUUACUGACAGUGGAUUUUGUUGAGGAAGCUAAUGUUUAUGGUGUGAAGGUGCCAGGACAUGAAGGAAGAAUUGGAAUGGCAGCACUGAAGCUAAAAGAAAACAGGGAUUUUGAUGGCAAAGCUAUGUAUCAGCAUGUCAACAACUGCAUGCCCAGCUAUGCAAGGCCACAUUUUAUACGCAUAAAGGAUGCUGUGGGGGUGACUGGAACAUUUAAGCUGCUGAAGGUGAAGCUGGCUGAGGAGGGUUUCAACCCCGCCAUCAUCAUGGACCCUUUGUUUUUCUUGGAGGACGGUAAAGGCUACGUACCUAUGACUCAGGAGAUAUUUGCUUCUGUUACAGAGGGAAAACUUAGGCUCUGAAUGAGUUAGAUGAGUUUGGUAAAUGAUGUAUCUAAUUUUAGACGCUUUAAUUAAUGCAAGAUGCAGAGUAAUGCAGAAAUUACUUGUGCUUUGAGACUCUUUCUAAAACGAAUGUGACGAGAGGGAAAAUAUUUCAUACAGAAAUAUUUGAUAGAUAAUAGCUUUUUUUAAUUAUUCAAACAUAUGUACGUUUUUUUUUUUUUUAAUAAACUGAGUUCUUAUUUCA